Molecule: messenger RNA, 1452 nt
Organism: Clunio marinus
Lineage: Eukaryota; Metazoa; Arthropoda; Insecta; Diptera; Chironomidae
Source: the annotation of a GenBank genome assembly
GUGCGCGAAGUGUAACGUGUCUGUUUCAUAAAAAUACGCGAUGAGACAACUCGUCUUAAUUUUUUUAUUUAGUAUAUUCAUUAAAGAGUCAAAUCUACAAAGUUUCAAUGCUGGAGAUGGAGGAGACGGUGGCACGGGGGUUUCUAGAGGAGGAGAUGGUGGCAAUGGAGGUAGUACUACUGGGGUUGAUGCAAAUGCUGGAAAUGGUGGUGAAGGCGGUGACGCUACAGGCAUCGGCGGCAUAGGUGGCAAUGGUGGAAGCGGCGGCAAUAGUCAAUUUGGUGACGCUGGUGAUGGUGGGAAUGGCGGAAAUGGAGGUCCAUGUGGAGUUGGCGGGAAUGGAGGAAAUGGCGGGACAAGCAUUAACGGCAAUGGUGGUGAUGGUGGCGAUGGUGGGGAUGGUGGCACAGUGGGAACUGGUGGAAAUGGAGGAAAUGGAGUAAUCAAUGGACAAUUUGGAAAUGAUGGAAAUCCUAUAUCAUUUGAUUGUUCAAAUUAUGAUCCAAAUAGCAAUACUGGUGGUACUGGCGGAGAUGGAGGUGAUGGCGGUAAUGGAGGAAGUGGUGGAUUGGGAGGAUCUGGAGGGUUUGGUGGACAUGGAGGAUGGGCAACUGCCGAUGGCGACGGCGGUGAUGGAGGAGACGGCGGGAAUGGUGGCGCAGGUUGGGAUGAUGGACCAGGAGGAAAUGGGGGAUGGGGAGGUCACGGUGGAGAUGGCGGAUUUCAAGGAGAUGGGGGAUCAGGAGGUGAAGGUGGAGAUGCAGGAUCAGGGGGUGAUCAAGGUUGGGGAGGCGACGGCGGACAUGCAGGAUUUGGUGGACAUGGUGGAAUUGAAGGUGAUGGCGGAGAAGGAGGUGAUGGCGGCGGAGGUGGAGAUGGUUCAGCUACUGCAAAUGGUGGAUAUGGUGGGUAUGGCGGUCAUGGGGGACAAGGUGGUGAUACAGCCGAUGGUGGAAAUGGGGGUAGAGGCGGUUCUGGUGGCAAUGCUGGGAGCGGCGCUGGUGGAGACGGUGGAAACGCUGGAAAUGGAGGAAACGGAGGACGCAAAAUAUGUGUUGAAAUGACAACCACUACAACUGUUGCCCCAACAGAUCCACCGACGGAUCCCCCAACAGAUCCACCGACGGAUCCCCCAACAGAUCCACCGACAGAAGUCAGGAAUUGUACACUUUGUACCCUUGAAGAUCUUGAAAAAUUAAAUUUCAUUGAAUGGAAAAUUCAAAUUUGGGACAACAUAGCACUUCCUGUUCUUGCCUGUUUGUAGCUGUUUCUUUUUGCAAGUGGACAUGAUAAAUCAUGUAAAAGAUUAUUCAAAAAAUUUGACCAAUUUAACGAUAAAUUUUUGAGUAAUUAAUAAAUUGCCAAAUCAUUGAUUUAACAUAACUUUGGCAUAGAAUUAAAAAAUCUUCUCCAAGUAGUUUAUAUUUCAGAGAUCUUCAAUUUUGUACCUGG